Molecule: messenger RNA, 3308 nt
Organism: Haplochromis burtoni (Burton's mouthbrooder)
Lineage: Eukaryota; Metazoa; Chordata; Actinopteri; Cichliformes; Cichlidae
Product: glutathione hydrolase 7
Exons: 17
Coding region: 1385-3226 (613 amino acids)
Biological process (GO): glutathione catabolic process
Cellular component (GO): plasma membrane
Molecular function (GO): glutathione gamma-glutamate hydrolase
Source: RefSeq, a predicted model, not a curated record
UGGGCGGGGAUAUGGGCGGGUCUGUUAUUGAGCUAUCGGUUGAAUAUUUGAAAUCCAAAACAACAGUCGCAUUGAGGUGCGUUGUAGCAUUUAUAGGCUUAUUUUGAAUAUAUGUACCCAGCUGAAACUCCAUAAUGAUCUUCGAGUCAAACUGAGAAAGCGCAGCAGCUGAAGAGCAUUGUAACACCCGAGCACCGUGCAGAACAAAGAAGAGCAACUACAACAGAUAUGUUCAGAACAAUCGCGCGUAUGCUUUUUGGAAGAGAGGAGGAGACCCCUGAAGAUGUCAAGGCUGGAGACACGAUGGAGGAAGGGUGGCAUGUUGUCACUCACCAAGAGGCAGGUUCAGCAGAAAACCAGGAUGCAAUGUUGACUGACAGCCAACCAUCCAGCUCUGUUCCUCAAGGAACAGAGCUGGAAACUGACUGCGUUGCAGAUGCCGAGCCCACAGCACAAAGCGGGAGUACCGGGACCAGCGCUCAGUCCGUGUUCAGCUCUUUGUCCAAGCCCAAAGCUAUAGCCAAGAUGACACAGGCUAAGGUUUUGGCAGACCGGCAUCAUGUGUCCCGCAACGCUAUUCAACGCCAGAACCGUGUUCGCCAAGGAGUCCAACACCACUCCUACCACCUCCAACAGCCAGGCUGUCGCAGCCUCAGCCACUGAAUCUCUUCACUACAGAUUGCCACACUCACACAAAAAGCUAAAGCAACUGAAGACAGACAAAAAAUAAAAACAAAACAAAAACACUUGUAGGCUUUUCCACGUUUCUGCAAAUUAAGCUAAACAUUUAAUCUUUAUGUGCCAACACUAGUUAACUGUUACCAGGCAGCUACAUUAGCAUUUGAACUUGUACUGUAUCUGAAUUUGAAAUGAAGAUUUCACCUCAUAAAAUGAGAUACGCUAGGUUUCUUUUUUUGUGUAUGUGCACAGGUAAAUUUAUACAGUGUUGGACCAAGUGCUAUGCUAUGUUUGACACCAUGCACUUCCCUGUAUGUUGUUGGUUCAGAACCUUUUUUUGAUACAUCAAUAAAAGUAUGAUUUUGCAGCUUGUUUGUUUCUUUUGUUUAUAGUGAAAUUGUGAUGUCCCACAGACAGUGAACUGCUCAUUCUCUCACAGAUGCAAACAGUUGAUCUCAUUAGUUUGGAGGAAAUUGCACCUGCUGUGUUCUGCUCCUGCUGCAGGAGGAGCGCGCUCGGUGGGGAACUGGUGUAAUCUGGAGGUUUACCGUGAAGUUCAGACCUUGUGAUAUGGCGAGGAUGGAGGCGUCUCCUAAAACAAAACUUAACAAGCAGUCAACACUUGGUUACAAGAGUUUUGGUAGUUCAAAUCAGCUGGCUGAUGGCUCAUCACCCAGUGACUUAACUUGUGACUUGACUAAAAAUCAUGGUGAGGAAUUGGGAGGUAGAGUUCAAACACAAAGAUAUAGUACUAGUAAAUAAGGCGUCUUAUUUAGAGUCAGUUCAAAUUUGCCUUGAAAACCCAACAAAUUUCAACUCGGUUGCUAAAGUUGCUUUUUCCUCACUUGCUGCUGCCACAGAUCCUUUCCAUUUGAAACAGCUGGCACCUAAUGGCACAAAUUUGUUUGACCAAAGUCCAUCCAAUCAGGAGGCUGAUGAGGACUGCUCCAGCAGAGGCACACCAAUAGCUGUCUACGCUCUGUCUACCAUCUUUGCCAUGCCAGUGUCAAUUGCUUUGGUCCUGCAGAUUUACCUGGGUGAAAGUUUGGUCUUCCAAUACGGGGAGUUGUUUUCGGAUCACGAGCGCUGCACCGCACUCGGUCACAGAGUCCUUCGUGAUGGUGGAUCCAGUGUGGAUGCUGCCAUCGCCGGUGCCUUGUGUUUGGGAGUCGUUCAUCCACACGUAUCAGGUGUUGGUGGAGGAGGAAUUAUGCUCGUUCAUGACAUACACAGGAAUGAAACCAGGGUGAUCAACUUUCUGGGAUCUGCUCCUAAAGCAUUCAGAAGGGAGGUGCUGUACAAUGUUUCACAGGCCAAGGCAGGUCUGCAAGUAGGAGUGCCAGGCAUGCUCAGGGGACUGCACCGUGCCCACACACUGUACGGAGGUCUGCCAUGGGAGGAUGUUGUCAGCAGAGCUGCAGCUGUAGCAAGAGAAGGUUUCAAUGUGUCUCACAGUUUAGCUGAUUCUAUAUCAAAGGUGAGUGGUGAGCAGCAAUCUCAAAGCUUCAAUAAUGCAUUCAUGCCACAUGGAAGACCUCUGAGUGCUGGUUCAUAUGUGAGGUUGCCUCGCCUGGCAGGAGUCCUGGAGGCUGGUUUGUUGAAUUUCUACCAUGGCAACCUAUCUCAAGAGAUUGUAGAUGAGGUACAAGCAAAUGGAGGCGUACUGAGCAGAGAAGACAUUGGUAACUACAGUGUGGAUGUAGAGCUACCCAUUGAAGCCCAGUACAAUGAUAAAGAGUUUAUAAUUCAGGUUCCUCCUCCUCCAUCUGCUGGUGCAGUGUUGCUAUCAGCUCUCAACUUGUUAGAGGGACUCCAUAUCAGCAAGAGCAAUGUAACAGAAACUCAAACACGCCUCUGGAUCGCUGAGGCCCUGAAAACAGCUUUAGCUAUGGCCAGUGGUUUGGGUGACCCUAAUUAUAACUCUUCGGUGACUGAGGCGCUCUCUAACAUGCUGAGCAAGAGUCAGGCUGAAGUCUUCAGGCAGCAGCUGAAUUACUCCCACACAUCUCCAUCUGAGUACCUCUCGCCUAUCCACUCCACCCAAACAGAACUGGUGGCUGGACAGGUCAUUGUCAUGGGACAAGAUAAGCUCAUUGUGUCUGUUGCAAGUUCCUUGAGCAGACCAUUUGGGAGCAGACUCAUAACUCAAUCAGGCAUCGUUCUUAACAGCCUCAUUCUUGAUUUUUCCUGGCCAAAUACAAGCAGAGAACAACUUCAAACUAAUCAGGAAAACUGUGUCGAGCCAGGAAAGCGGCCCCUGUCGCUUCUCAUGCCCAUUAUAGUGGUGCCGGCUUUGCAUAAAUGUGGGAUCCACAUGGCAGUAAGCACCUCUGGUGAACAAAAUGCCCUGAGUGUGAUCACCCAGAUGCUGGUCAACGUAUUAUUCUUCCAUACAGAGAAAAAUGACAGCUUUUCCCUGACAGGGCUCCAUCACCAGUUUGAACCAAAUAAACUUCUUGUUCACUCUCAUUAUCAAGGAGAAAGUGGGCAGAGUUUCCAUGCAAAGGCCCAUGCAGUUCAAAGAGUGAGGACAGAGGAGUCUUAUUAAGCCGCGGAGUGCCUCAGUUGACUGGUGGUUUAAUACAGUGUUGUUUUUCUCCUCAACUUUAUUCUUGAAAUAAAUAUUCUCA